AUGGCGUUAUCUUUUGAAAUCAAUCCUCGUCUUCUGGCCGAUAUUCCUCAUCAAUCACAACAAAUAAUUGAACCAAUUCAUGGUGUUGAACAAGAACAACUUCUAUCUCUAGAACAAGCUUGUCAACCACUUGAAAAUAUACUUGGCAUAGAACUUCAACUCUACAUCACUGUUGCCAAAUUAAAUUACAAGCAACCCAAACAUGGACUAACUCAAGAUGAAUCAUCAUCUAUCUAUCUAUAUACAAUGGAAUGGAAUCAACCAGGAAACAGUCUUCAUAUUCUUCUCAAUCAAGCACUUUGUGCUAUUGAUAGAAAUCAACUUCAGCCUUGGUUAAAAUAUAUCAAAUUAUUGUUUACAGCACUCUUCAAAUUACCAUAUGCGGAAUGUCAUACAGUGUGGCGCGGUAUUCCUAAAGAUGUUCGUGAACAUUAUCGAGAAGGAGAUGAAGUGACAUGGUGGUCAAUAACUUCGACAACAUCUUCAUUUGAUGUUCUUCAAUCACCAAUGUAUUUAGGUAGAGAAAAAGUCCAAACAAUAUUUGCAAUUGAAACUAAAUAUGGCAAAUCUAUUCGAGAAUAUUCACAUCUUCAAAAUGAUGAUGAAAUCCUUCUUUCACCUGGAAUUAAUUUUAAAGUUAUAGGAACAUUGAAACAUGCAGACGGAAUUCAUAUCAUUCAUUUGCGUGAGAUGAAUUCAUUUGCUGAUUCAUUAAUGAAUGUAAACCCACCAGUAGAUGAAUAUCGCAAUCCAAGACUUGAAGAAAUCAUUCGAUCAAUAGAAGAACGUGGUACAUUAAUUUUAGAUUCGAUGAAUUUGAGUGAUCAAGAUAUGGAAAUAGUUGCGAAGUUAGGUAUUAUUGAAAAGAAGUGUAAGAUAAUCAGCCUUCGUAAUAAUGCAAUUACAUCUGUCGGUGUUUCUAUCUUGUCUCAGACGUUUGGGAGUCGUACGUAUUUCUCGGCACUAUAUCUUGAUGGGAAUAAGAUAUUGGAUGCAGGUGUUCAAUGUAUUGCUACGAGAUUACCAAGCGAAGAGCUCUGUUUCAGAAAACUCUAUUUGAAUUCUGUUGGAAUAUCUGAUGUUGGCUGUGAAUAUCUGGCUGAAAUGCUUCGAGUCAAUCAUUCGACGUACCAUCUACAUCUAAGUGAUAAUGAUGUUAGUGAUCGAGGACUUCAACUACUACUUGAGACAACUCAAUCAUACGAGAGUAAUAUCGCAUCAAUAACUUUAGAUGGCAAUAGACGAAUCACUGAUGCUAGCAUAAAUGCUAUCUGCACUGCUAUAUCUUUAUCUCAUGGUUUUCAUAAUUUAAACGUACGUAACUGUAAUAUAUCAGAUGCAGGUAAAGAACAACUUAAGAUUGCAGCUCAACAAGGAUUUUAUUUUACUAUUGGCGUGUAA
Molecule: messenger RNA, 1401 nt
Organism: Adineta steineri
Lineage: Eukaryota; Metazoa; Rotifera; Eurotatoria; Adinetida; Adinetidae
Source: the annotation of a GenBank genome assembly